Molecule: messenger RNA, 1877 nt
Organism: Microdochium trichocladiopsis
Lineage: Eukaryota; Fungi; Ascomycota; Sordariomycetes; Xylariales; Microdochiaceae
Exons: 1
Coding region: 155-1855 (566 amino acids)
Source: RefSeq, a predicted model, not a curated record
UGCCCGAUUUGGCCAGCUUCUAUUGCGUCGAUGGCCCCGUCGAGAAUCUGGAGAGUCUUGCGGCAGAACUCAACCAGCAGGAUCUGGUCGAAGCAGCGUAUAUCACCCCCCCCCCAUCUCUACCGCUGCUUUUGCAAGCGGUGGCGGCCGCGGCAUGAGGUCCGUUAAACUAGUCCAGGAGAAUGGCCAACUUGUCCAAAACUACGACAUGAUAUUCCGCGAGCUGUUCUGCAUAGCUGCGUCAACCCUGUCGUACAGGUUGGGCGAGGUCCUCGCCAAUGCUGGGGCACUUUGGUACGAGAUUUUUGUCACAGGCACUGCCGGUGAACCACGGCCGCUCACCAGGCUUGGGACCACCGUCAACAGGAUUGUCAGCCCUAAUGGCACGGAUGUCAGCAUGCAGUCAAAGGCCGGAGACGCCCAAGCCCGACACGAUCUGCUCGAAACGGGGGUAAGGCAAAGCCAGGACCUGAUCGGCCGGGGUUGCCUGCUGGUCUUGGUGCGGCACCUUAGUGCACCUCGUGAGAUAGCCAGGUUAGAAGCUUCCGGGUUCCGGUUCGCCGAGCCACGCCGUGUCGUCGACAUCAUCCGAUCGAGCAUGCAAAUUAGGACGAGGCGGCUUGAGGAGAAACUGCUCGACAUGGCCACUUACAAAGAAGAGAAGGCUGAGGUUGAGCCCGGAGUAUACCUCGGCAUCUUUGCUCGACGGGCUCGGCUGGACCGAUUCGGAUUUGACGUGCUGGUCAACAGAGAGUCGCGAAACGCUCUCCCAAUGGUCCCGUUAGGUUUGGAGAAGCUUGAACGAUGGCACCAUGACUUCCUCCGCAGCCUCGACGGGAUGCCCGUUCCCACGCUCCUUCGACAACUGGAGUUUAACAGGGGCCGCUCGCGGCUUGAGGACCAGUUUGCCGCCCAGCUUCGAGGAGGAAUCUCCACCCUGCAGAACGACAUCGACCUCCAAGUGUGCGAAGAGGCGUCGCUUUCGGCCAGGGUCGUCCACAUACCCUGCCGAUCGCAUAGUGGCCCAUCAUCGGGUCCAAACACGUGUCCGCUCAUCACCAUGCAGGUGAUCCUGAACAUCAACGCCACUGUGCGUAGCCAGCGGUGCACGUUUGUGCCGCUUCAGUUACUCAACGUGCACCAGCUGGUACGCAACAACUCGCCACACCACGGCGUGUUCGGACGCACCUUGCACCGCGAGAUGUCCACCCUUCUGUCGUCGCUGCCGGCUGUGUCGGCCGAAAGAUUAGGCAUCGUAGGCGCGUCCCACCACAGCUCGUCAACUCUUCAUGCGUGCAACUGUGGCUCCGGCGGCGGCAAGUCCGACGACGAACUUGGCCUAACCGAGAACCCCUGCAGCGGCUGCGGACAGCCAAGGCAGCUCGAUCCCCCGCGACUUCCCGAUCAACAGCAUGCACAGCAAGCGGCGCUAUCGUCAACAGCACAGCCAUCGCCGUUCGGGGGAAUCAUGGUAUCCAAGGAGAUUAUGGUGGACGUGCAGGAGGCCAACCAGGAGGACGUAACACCUUCCGCCGGGGGGCUACCGUCGCGGCCGAGCUCUGCAGGUGAUGGCCAGCGCAAAGUGGCGGAGCCCCCGAAAAGCAAUGUCUUGACAGAGAAACGUGGCGGCUCGGGGCGAUCAAGGCUGGACCCGUCGAUCGAGAUGAAUCAUCUUACCCGUGCCACGCCGGCCGAGUCGGCAGGCCACGGAAGGAUUGCCGGCGCAUGGAACGUGGAGGCGGCUGGGGAUGAGGAGACAACGUUCCUCGAUGAGCUUUUCGCGACAUGUGUCAAAAGGCGGCCCAUCCUUGAUAACACAACAGCCACACUGCGAUGCAACAUCAGGAACCCUUGACAUCACUUCGAACAAGCAGGAG